GAACCGGAAACUUCAUUUCCCAGAGGCCCCCGGGGCGCAUGGAGACGACGUCAGGGGGAGGCGCGCUUAGCGGCAGUCACGCAUCGGACAGCAUGGAGGAAGGUGAACAGCCCAUGCAACUGGGCCGCUCCAGACUGUCGCCCGAGGAACGGUAUCGUCGCUGGAGAGCCGGUUCCCUUCUGCUGGGAUGAGCUGGCUCAACGAGCAUUCGCCCAUCUGAAGGACCGCUUUGCCUUGGCGCCCAUUCUCGUCCAACCUGAUCUCAACCUGCAGUUCAUUGUGGAGGUGGACGCCUCGGACGCUGGAGUGGGGGCGGUGCUUUCCCAGCGGCAAGGAGGUAAGCUGCACCCCUGUGCCUACUUUUCACGCCGUCUCUCCUCCGCAGAGAGCAACUAUGAUGUGGGAGAUCGAGAACUACUAGCCAUCAAGCUGGCCCUGGAGGAGUGGCGCCAUUGGCUUGAGGGCGCUGCCCAGCCGUUCGUGGUCUGGACCGAUCACAAGAACCUGGAGUACAUUCGAUCGGCAAAACGCCUCAACGCCAGGCAAGCCAGACGCCCUCUCACGCCAAUUCGCCGCCUCCGAAGACGCAGCUCGGGACUCUCCCAUUCUACCGCCCACCUGUGUAAUCGGGGCUCUGACCUGGGAGAUCGAGUCGGCCAUUCAAGAGGCUCAACAGACAGAACCAGACCCCGGAACGGGACCUCCAGGGUUGCUCUUCGUCCCCUCCUCUGUAAGGUCACGAGUGUUACAUUGGGCUCAUACGGCCAGAUUCACCUGCCACCCAGGGGUCCACCGCACUAUUACCUUCCUUCAACGUUUCGCCUGGUGGCCUUCCCUUGCCAAAGACGUCCGCGAGUAUAUUUCUGCAUGCUUGACCUGCGCUUAAAACAAGAGCGUCCAUCAACUACCCUCUGGCCUCCUCCAACCUCUGCCGACUCCGAGUCGUCCCUGGUCGCACAUCGCUGUUGACUUCAUCACUGCUCUGCCCGUCUUGUCAGGUAACACUGUCAUUCUCACCAUUGUGGACCGUUUCUCCAAAGCUGCUCAUUUUGUCGCCCUCCCUAAGCUCCCCACCACUCUAGAGACCGCCCGGCUACUCAUGGACCACGUUUUUCGCCUCCAUGGAAUCCCCACGGACAUUGUGUCAGACAGAGGACCACAGUUUACGUCACGUGUCUGGAAGGAGUUCUGCAGUGCCCUCGGAGCUCAGGUCAGUCUCUCCUCUGGCUUCCACCCACAGACCAAUGGCCAAACGGAGCGUGCCAAUCAGGAGCUCGAAGCGGCUCUCCGGUGCCUGGUAUCCACUAACCAGUCAACUUGGAGCGAGCAACUGUCAUGGAUUGAGUAUGCUCAUAACAGCCUUACCUCCUCUGCCACCGGUGUGUCCCCUUUCGAGGCGUCCAUGGGCUACCAACCACCACUCUUCCCAGCCGUCGAAGGUGAGCACUUUGUUCCCUCUGUCCAACAGCAUCUUCGGAGGUGUCGGCGCGCCUGGAGAGCGACUCGGGCCGCCCUUCUCCGCACGGUGGAACGCAAUAAGCGCCUGGCGGAUCGCCACCGGACCCCUGCUCCCACCUACGCACCUGGACAAAAGGUUUGGCUG
This is a messenger RNA of Oreochromis niloticus (Nile tilapia), 1603 nucleotides long. RefSeq lists its product as uncharacterized. Lineage: Eukaryota; Metazoa; Chordata; Actinopteri; Cichliformes; Cichlidae. The annotation marks the transcript as partial. The record is from RefSeq and is a predicted model, not a curated record. The transcript is spliced from 3 exons.